UGUUCUUCAUCAAUCAAUGAAAGAUCCUCGAAGCCAGAAUGAACAGCCACCUCUCACCCGCAGAUCCUGCCGCAAUUGCUUUCAUCUCUUUUUCGGGCGGGUGGUUGUUGCUAGAGACCCCGGCCCGGAUUGGGUGCGGACGGUCUUGCUUGGACCCUGUAUCCCCGAUAGACACCCAGGAAAUCCGUACUAAAUUAGUGACUCAGGCGGGCUUCCCCGCACCGGAGACCCUGGGGCCCCGUCUUCUGUGCUCCUCGCGCUAGGGUGCGCAGCCACCUUGAGUCCCGCCGAGCGGACCGGCUCCGGAGGGACGCGAGGGGGCCGGGGUGGGCUGGCCAGGGAGAGGUCACCAACCAGGCCCGCCCGGCUCACAUGACCAGGACCCACCCACCCCGCAGGACAGACUCCGUCACGUGACGGCGGAGCCGGCGAACGUUUUUCUCACGUGACGGAGGCGCGGGUGUGUGCACCAAUGAGGAGGCGGGGGCGGGGCUGCCAGGGGCGGUGCGCGCGAAGGGAGCCCAGGGCAUCUGCUGCGGGAGAAAUCCGGAGGGGAGCCGCGAGCUGUGAUACGUUUGGGGACCCGCCGCCGGCCAGCCGCCAGUCUCAGCCCGGUCGCAGACCAGGCCCAGCCUCUAUGCUGGGGGCAGUAUGAAGUGUCUGGUCACGGGCGGCAACGUGAAGGUGCUCGGCAAGGCCGUCCACUCUCUAUCCCGUAUCGGGGACGAGCUCUACCUGGAGCCCCUAGAAGACGGGCUCUCUCUCCGGACUGUGAACUCCUCUCGCUCUGCCUAUGCCUGCUUCCUCUUCGCCCCCCUCUUCUUCCAGCUGUACCAGGCGGCCACCCCUGGUCAGGACCCACUGCGAUGUAAGAUCCUGAUGAAGUCGUUCCUGUCCGUCUUCCGCUCACUGGUGAUGCUGGAGAAGACCGUGGAGAAAUGCUGCAUCUCCCUGAAUGGCAGGAGCAGCCUCCUGGUGGUCCAGCUGCACUGCAGAUACGGGGUGAGGAAGACCCACAACCUGUCCUUCCAGGACUGCGAGUCGUUGCAGGCUGUCUUCGACCCAGCCUCGUGCCCCUACGUGCUCCGGGCCCCAGCAAAGGUUCUGGGGGAGGCUAUCCUGCCCUUCCCCCUUGCACUGGCCGAAGUGACUCUGGGCAUUGGCCGUGGCCGCAGGGUCAUCCUGCGCAGUUACCAGGAGGAAGAGGCAGACAACACUGUCAAAGCCAUGGUGACUGAGAUGAGCAUUGGGGCGGAAGAUUUCCAGCAACUGCAGGCCCAAGAAGGGGUGGCCAUCACUUUCUGCCUUAAAGAAUUUCGGGGGCUCCUGAGCUUCGCAGAGUCAGCAAACUUGUCUCUUAGUGUUCACUUUGAUGCUCCGGGCAGGCCAGCCAUCUUCACCAUCAGGGACACUCUGCUGGACGGCCACUUUGUCCUGGCCACGCUCUCAGAGCCGUCCCCGAACUCCCAGGACCUGCAUUCCCCGGAGCUCUGCCAGCAAGCACCUCAGGUCCAGGCUCACAGCACACCCCACCUGGAUGACUUUGCCAAUGAUGACAUUGACUCUUACAUGAUCGCCAUGGAAACCACUGUGGGCAGUGAAGGCUCACGGACACUCCCGUCCAUCUCCCUCUCACUCGGCCUCCAGCCCCCCUGUAACUCUGGCCCCCACUCAGAGGAAGAAGAUGAAGCUGAGCCCAGUACAGUGCCUGGGACCCCUCCACCCAAGAAGUUCCGUUCGCUGUUCUUUGGCUCCAUCCUGGCCCCGGCGCACUCCCCCCAGGGCCCCAGCCCUGUGCUGGCUGAAGACAGUGAGGGUGAAGGCUGAACUGAGAACCUGUCUGUGUCCAAAGGCCCUGGACUAGAUGAAGCCACAGCUUCCCAUUUCUCCUGGCGCCAGCCAGGGGCAGGGCUGGGUCUCCACCUUAGCAGGUGGGCUGUGUUGGAGCUGCACUGGCUGGAACUGCUGCGUCCCCAGAUCCCACCUGGCUAUUGGUAACUGGCCUGGGUCCUGUCAUCUCCCCCCAACACCAACCAAUCAUGUCUACUUCCAGGCUUGGCACGGAGGGGAGGUCCACCUGAUGGGAGGCCCUGCACCUCCUAUUCCAACCGUGUAGCCAGGGCUGGACACCCACCUUCCCCAAGGGAAAAAAAAAAUAUCAUAGUGGGGCUGGGCUGCUGGUCCCUCUGAUCCACCUUCUCUGCCAAUCAUGCCAUCUCACCCUCAAAUCCUGGGCACACCUCUGGGGUCCCUUGUGGCUGACAGACUGUUUUUCUUGCUUUCUCGAUACUCCCUGGCUUGGACUGCUACAGCCCCUAUGACCUUAACGUGUGGCUGAGGUUGCCCUAGCUGAGACCUUAUGCCUGGCAAGCCUGCCCUCCCUGGGCAAAAGGAUGCCAGACCCAGUGUUUGGGACAAGGGAGAGAGAGGCCAGGGUGAGAAUCCAGCUUUGACCUUUAUUCAAGAGACCAGAAGGGUUGCCCAGGAUCCGGCUGCCAGCCCUGAGGCCAAGCAAGGCUGGAGACCCACAAUCUGGCCCUGCUUUGCCCUGAGCUGCAGCCUCAGCCCCAGGAUCCUGCUUGUAGCCACCAAGGCACAGGCAGGGUGAGCGCUGGGGGACUGGACGCUGCUACUGAUUCAUUAAAAAAAAAA
Molecule: messenger RNA, 2652 nt
Organism: Hipposideros armiger (great roundleaf bat)
Lineage: Eukaryota; Metazoa; Chordata; Mammalia; Chiroptera; Hipposideridae
Gene: RAD9A
Product: RAD9 checkpoint clamp component A
Exons: 11
Coding region: 652-1827 (391 amino acids)
Biological process (GO): mitotic intra-S DNA damage checkpoint signaling; DNA replication checkpoint signaling; cellular response to ionizing radiation
Cellular component (GO): checkpoint clamp complex
Source: RefSeq, a predicted model, not a curated record